Melitaea cinxia (Glanville fritillary) is the source of this 3256-nucleotide messenger RNA. It is a transcript of the gene Rfx, whose product is annotated as transcription factor RFX3. The record is from RefSeq and is a predicted model, not a curated record. Gene Ontology annotation, biological process: regulation of transcription by RNA polymerase II. Lineage: Eukaryota; Metazoa; Arthropoda; Insecta; Lepidoptera; Nymphalidae. Gene Ontology annotation, molecular function: DNA-binding transcription factor activity, RNA polymerase II-specific; RNA polymerase II cis-regulatory region sequence-specific DNA binding. Bases 239 to 2359 code for a protein of 706 amino acids. The transcript has 15 exons.
AUAGAAUUGUAGAAAAGAUGUUUACAUAGUAUGGAAAUUCUUUAAUAAAAUAAAAUGGAAAUAGGAGGUAGCUUGGUUUGGGGAUUAUAAUCUACACUUAUAAAAUAAUUUGUCCCGAUUUGCUGACUGUAGACUGACUGACCGAUUAAUCAUCGCCGUUUUUAUACUUUGAAAUUUAGGCUCGAGUUUUGCAUUUCCUUAAAUUAACGCGGGCUUAACCCAGAGGGCACUGCUCGUUAUGAAUAAAGUUAAAAAUGUCUACGUAUAUAAUAUUACAGACUUUGAGUGCGCGGGCGACGAGGUGCUCGUGGAGUCGUCCCCGCCCGCAUCACCCGACAUGGCGGCGAGACUGGCGGCGCCUUCGCAGGGCGCAGGCACGGGAGGCGCCUCGCCCAGCGACGUACGAGAACUAAUCGUCAUUCCGGACUCCAUACACUUGCAGCACGCCAUACAACAGGUAUCAAGCACAGUGGUGGAAGUGAACGGCGAUAGUUCCGGACACUCCAGUCCGACUACAGAAGCCCAACACACAUACAUUGUUACCACGCGCGGUCGCGACGCUCGCGGAGUUGCCCGGGAGACGUCCGGCGGCAUGGAGGUGCCUCGCUACCGCUCGUAUUACCCUUGCGAGUUCCAGAUGCUGCAGCCGAUUCAGUUCAACAUCGAACGCGAAGGUGGUAAUGGUGUCAACUACCACGUGCAGUAUGUGGAGCCGCAGGAGAUAUACACCACUCAGACAGGACAUCAGACACACAUGGAGACGCUUCGCACGUACCCGGUGUACAACGUGACGAACGUGGGCGCGGUGGGCGAGGCGGCGGUCACGGCGGUCACGGCGGUCACGGCGGUCACGGCGCCGCCCGACGACUGGGCCGGCGAGUUCGCCUUCGCCGAGCAGCCCGCCUCGCCCGCGCCGCCCGCGCGCAUGCCGCCCGCCACCGUGCAGUGGCUGCUCGACCACUACGAGACCGCGGAGGGCGUGUCGCUGCCGCGCUCGACGCUGUACGCGCACUACCUGCGGCACUGCGCGGCGCACCGCCUGGAGCCCGUGAACGCGGCGUCGUUCGGCAAGCUCAUCCGCUCCGUGUUCGUGGGGCUGCGCACGCGGCGCCUGGGCACGCGCGGCAACUCCAAGUACCACUACUACGGCAUCCGCGCCAAGCCCAGCGCGCCGCGCGACGUCAACCCGCCGCCGCCGCACAAGCAGGACCUCGACGACGACGCACCACCGGAAGCGAGGGAACGUGAUAUCGAACAGAAUCCGGUGGGUGUGGGUGGGAUCGCACACCGUCAGUAUUUAGGCUCCGUGAGCGCGCCCGACCCUCCUGAGCUCACCAUUGACGAAUUGUCCGACGAUGUGUCGCCUGAUGCGUUACAGCAACUGCGAGAACAUCACAGACAGCACGGCGUGGAGUUCCUCGAGGCCGUGGCGGCGCUGGACACGGGCGCGGUGGAGCGCUGCCGGCGCGGCUUCUGGCGGCGCGUGGGGCGCGCGGGGCUGCGCCUGGCCGCGCGCCGCGACGUGUGCGCCUGGCUGCGGCGCGCCGAGCUGCGCCUGCACCAGCGCGCCGUCGACCUGCUGCUGCCGGACGUGCUGCGGCCCAUCCCCUCGCAGCUCACGCAGGCGAUCCGCAACUUCGCCAAGAGCCUGGAGAGCGCGCUGGCGGCGGGCGCGAGCGGCGCUCCGGCGCUGGCGGCGCGUGCGCAGGGCGCGGCGGCCGCGGCGCUGGCGGCCGCGCUGCGCCGCUACACCUCGCUCAACCACCUGGCGCAGGCGGCGCGCGCCGUGCUCAACAACCAGCACCAGGUCCAGCAGAUGUUGUCGGACUUGAACCGCGUCGACUUUCGCGUGGUUCGCGAGCAAGCGGCGUGGGCGUGUGCCUGCGGCAGUGCUGCCACUGCGCACCGCCUUGAGGCCGAUUUCAAGGCGCGGCUGGGGCGCGGCGCGCCGCUGGAGGCGUGGGCGUCGUGGCUGGACGGCUGCGUGCGCGCCGCGCUGGCGCCGCACGAGCGCCGCGCCGACUACACGCCGCGCGCGCGCCGCCUGCUGCUCGACUGGUCCUUCUACUCCUCGCUCGUCAUCCGCGAGCUCACGCUCAGGUCGGCGGCGUCGUUCGGCUCGUUCCACCUGAUCCGGCUGCUGUACGACGAGUACGUGAGCUUCCUCAUCGAGCGGCGCGUGGCCGAGCACCGCCGCGAGCCGCCCAUCGCGGUCAUGCAGCGCGCUAUGGACGACGACGACGAGCUCCCCGAGGAGCCGGCGCGCUCCGGCGAGGAGGAGGACGGCGAGCCGGAGUGGGAGUGGGAGGACGACGACGACGAGCCGCCCGACGCCAAGCGCGCGAAGGUGGACGAGUAGCGGUGGUUGUUUGAGUGUAAUAUACUCAUUAAGCAGUUGGAACUAAAGUGAAGUGUUUUUCACGCGAGCCUCAACAACGUAUGCGAGUCACUAAAACGACGUCAACACCAUAAACUCAUAUACUCAGCAAAGUUCACAUAAAAGGAUUUAAUGAAAAUUUACCAAAAAAAGGAAUGUGAUUUCAAGCAAUCGCAUUUCAAUAUCAAAUGUAAACACAUUUACGUUUAAUUAUAUAGAAAAACUUGAAAGUAUUUUUGCAUUUAUAUAGACAAAGAGUACCCUAAUAUCUAGUCAUAGACUCAUAAUAUCUUAAAAAGCUCAAUUCAUAUGUGAAUAAUAUAUUUAUCUUAUCUGUGUACGUAGUUACGAAUCUUGCAACUCUAAUAACAACUAAUAAAGAAAUUGAUAACAUUACUCUAAAAUAUAUUUGAUUGCAAAAUUGUAUCCUACUUAGAGUUGCAAGGUUGAAAAAAAUCAUUGGAUGUAUUUAUGAAUCGUAUUAACAUUGAUGUAUUUGCACUACUAUCGUCUAUUCGCAGUUGAAGUAAGUCUUUCAGAUAGGCUUUCUAAUUUACUACCAUUUUGUUGGUCAAGGGGCGUGGCUAAGGUCUGUGACAGCGAUCUGUCACUACUUUAACGCGAAUAGACUAUACGAUCCAUUUAUUAAAUGUAAUACCGUCUAAAAAUGACAUAGAAAUAUUAUAUACUUUAGGCAGUAAAUAAUAUAAAAUUAAAAUUAAAAAAAAAAAUAAGUAAAACAGGUGUCCAUGUAAAUACACGUAGACUAUUUCUGUACCACGCUACUUAGUAGAGUUUGUAGCAGAUUAAGCGUAUGAUUUUAAAUAUAAAUGUUAUUCACAAGUAAGUGGUAAUAAAUGUCUAUUAUUAUUGUCAUAA